This is a messenger RNA of Dioscorea cayenensis subsp. rotundata (Guinea yam), 939 nucleotides long. RefSeq lists its product as uncharacterized. Bases 81 to 758 code for a protein of 225 amino acids. The record is from RefSeq and is a predicted model, not a curated record. NCBI's taxonomy places the organism in Eukaryota, Viridiplantae, Streptophyta, Magnoliopsida, Dioscoreales, Dioscoreaceae. Gene Ontology annotation, cellular component: chloroplast thylakoid membrane. The transcript is spliced from 2 exons.
UACUUGCAUUUGGUGGCCUCACAAAGGUAAUCCUCUGUUCUUCUUCUUCUUUUGCUUGGGCCUCAGAUGACUGCUGGAGAAUGGCCAUGUCUGUGAACUCAAUCUGGGACUUGAGUUUAUCAAUCAAAGGAGGACAUGGAUCAAGAUCUUCCACAUGUUGCAAUCUGCAUCUGAAAACAAUGCAAGCCACUUGUAAAACAGACUUUGUUAAAGCUCCAUCAUUGCCACUUUUUUGCUCAAGGAGUUUGCAGAAAAACGUUAGGCAACGCGUAGUUCCAUUGGCGACAGAGAGCAACAAUGCAGCCCUUGAAUCAAGCGCAGAAACCGAAAAUACUGCUGCUGAUCUGGAAUUAUCAUCUAAUGUUCAACCUGCCAUAAACAUUGCAGAAGAAAGUUCGCCUCAAUUAGAAAAACCAACAACAAAGCGAGUGCCACUAACAGCAAGGGAGAAGCUACGGGCAGCUCGAGUACUCUCCAAAUACAAUGAAUCAAAACCUGCCAAAGUGGAACCAAAGAACAGGGUUUUGGAUGCAUUGAGAGAGAGCAACAAGGGAAAGCGGCCGGGCCUUCCUGAAGCUCCCUCAGACUUGUUAGAUGAUAAGAAGCGAGGGCUACCAAAACAAGGCCUGACUUUCAAUUUCCCUGGCGGUUCUGAUUUGUGGUUCAUUGCAUUCUCCUUCGCAUUUAUCAGUUCUGUAAUGUUUGCCACAACUUACAUUGUCUGGAAAGUCGGCGCAAUACACUUCAACGAGUACUGAAGCGAACUUCAUUUUGUUAAUUUUAUCGACAUUUAUCAUAGAUGUAUCAUUUAUCUGCACAACAAGUUUUCUGGUUUUUGCUUACACUCCCUAACACACUUUAUGGGGGAAUUCAGGCUGUAAUAUUUAAACUUACCAAGUCUGAAUCUUUAAGAGCAGUAAAACUUAAGAUUUAUGUAUC